Mauremys reevesii (Reeves's turtle) is the source of this 2534-nucleotide messenger RNA. RefSeq names its product protocadherin alpha-13-like. The record is from RefSeq and is a predicted model, not a curated record. NCBI's taxonomy places the organism in Eukaryota, Metazoa, Chordata, Testudines, Geoemydidae. Gene Ontology annotation, cellular component: plasma membrane. Gene Ontology annotation, molecular function: calcium ion binding. The transcript has 2 exons. Bases 64 to 2463 code for a protein of 799 amino acids. Gene Ontology annotation, biological process: homophilic cell-cell adhesion.
ACAUAUUAAUUUUCUGGCAAAAACUGGGAUUUUAUUUGUUAGCCUUCACUCUUCGCAUUCGCAAUGACUCUUCUCCGGGGAGACUCCCUGGUAACGAGGCAGCUGCUGCGGCUGGUUCUGUUGCACACGGCCUGGGAGGUGGGCAGCGGCCAGGUCCGUUAUUCCGUGCCGGAGGAAUCCAAACACGGCACCUUUGUGGGCCGCCUGGCCCAGGACCUGGGGCUGGAGGCGGCGGAGCUGGUGUCGCGGAUGUUCCGGAUGGUCUCCAGCGGCAGGAGAGACUAUUUUGAGGUAAAUUUGCAGAGCGGCGUUUUGUUUGUUAAUUCGCGACUAGACAGGGAAGAGCUGUGCGGCCAGAGCCCCCUGUGCGCCAUGGACCUGGAGGUGAUAGUGGACAAACCCCUAAGGAUAUUUCACGUGGAAGUGGAGAUACAGGAUAUAAAUGACAAUGCUCCUGCUUUUUCGGUAAAUGAACAAAACCUGAGUAUAGCAGAAUCACUAACGCUUCCAGGUUCGCGCUUCCCGCUAGAGGGCGCGUCUGACGCAGAUAUUGGUACAAACUCUCUGCUAACCUAUAAACUCAGCCCAAGUGAAUAUUUCACCCUAAAGGUGCAAACUAAUGAAGAGCAAAGUAAAUCUUUAGUCCUUGUUUUAAAGCAAUCACUGGACAGAGAGGAAACCCCUGCGCAUCAUUUAUUACUCACAGCCACUGACGGUGGCAAACCGGAGCUCACCGGCACAGUUCAGCUGCUGAUCACUGUGCUGGAUGUGAAUGAUAACGCGCCUUCUUUUAAUCAGUCUAGUUAUAAGGUUCGAUUGUUAGAAAAUGCAGCUAAUGGAACAAUGGUAAUGAAAGUGAACGCAACCGACUUAGAUGAGGGAAUUAAUAAGGAUAUUUUAUAUACACUUCGCGGUGUUACUCAACCCAAUGCAAGUGCCACCUUUAGAAUAGAUUCAAAUACUGGAGAGAUCAGUGUAAAUGGAGAACUGGAUUUCGAAAACACUAAAUUACACGAAGUUCGAGUAGAGGCCACUGACAAAGGUAAUUUCCCAUUAUCCGGGCACUGCAAUGUUUUCGUAGAAGUGUUAGACGUUAACGAUAAUGCCCCCGAGUUAACAAUAACGUCUCACUCUCUGCUGGUGCCGGAGGACGCUCCCCCGGGGACAGUGGUGGCUCUUAUUAGCGUCUCUGACCGGGACUCGGGAGACAACGGCAAAGUCACUUGCUCCAUCCCCCCGAACCUGCCCUUUCGGCUCGUCUCCACCUUUAAGAAUUAUCACUCGCUGGUGCUGGCGGAGGCCGUGGAUCGGGAGCGAGUGUCUGAAUAUAAGCUCGUGGUGACAGCCAGAGACGGAGGGGCCCCGUCUCUCUCGGCCAGCAGCAGCAUUUUGGUGCCGAUCGCGGAUGUGAACGAUAACGCCCCAGCGUUCCCUCAGCCCGUUUACACGGUGUUUGUGAAGGAAAACAAUCCGCCCGGGGCCCAUCUCUUGACCGUGUCGGCCUCGGACCCGGACCUGAGGGAAAACGCCUUCGUGAGCUACUCGGUGGUGGAGCGAAGUGUGGGAGAGCAGCCCAUGUCCAGCUACAUCUCGGUGCACUCGGAGAGCGGGCACAUCUAUGCCCUGCAGCCCUUUGACUACGAGGAGCGGCAAGUGCUGCAGUUCCAGGUGAGCGCGAGGGACGCCGGGUUCCCAUCGCUGUGCGGGAACGUGACUGUGCAGCUCUUUGUCCUGGAUGAAAAUGACAACGCGCCCGCAGUGUCCCCGGCCGGCUCCGUCGGCGGCUCGCCAGGGCCCGAGCUGGUUCCGCUAUCGGUCGGCGCAGGGCACGUGGUGGGCAAGAUCCGAGCGGUGGAUGCGGAUUCCGGCUACAACGCGUGGCUUCGCUACGAAGUGCAGGAGCCCGGGGCUGCGGGGCCUUUCCGGGUGGGUGUGUACAGCGGGGAGAUCAGCACGACGCGGACCUUGGAGGAGGCGGACGGCCCCAGCCAGAGACUCGUGAUCCUGGUGAAGGACCAUGGGGAGCCGGCGCUGUCAGCGACAGCCACUGUCAGCCUGUCCCUGGUGGAGAGUCCCCAGGCUGUGAAAUGGGACUCGAGGCCAAGGGGCAGGAUCGAAGGGCCCUUGGUUGACAUGAACGUGUCUUUAAUGAUCGCCAUUUGCUCGGUGUCCGGGCUGUUUGUGCUGGUGAUUGUCGUGUACGUUGGCCUGAGAUGCCACCCGGGUCCGGAAGUGGUGUGCGAGCCUGGGAAAGCCACCGUGGUGUGCUCGAGCGAAGUGGGGAGUUGGUCCUAUUCCCAGCGCCAGAGCCGGAACUUGUGUGUAGGGGAAGGCACCGCCAAGAAUGACCUCAUGGUUUUCAGCCCCAACUUCCCUAACUGUGCAGAGAAAAGUGGGACAGUGAAGGAACAGGAGCUGGCACCAAAUUCAUCUGGCGAGGUAAAAUAUGCAGAUAUUAUUUAAUCGAAGAUUUGGGGAAAACGGACAGAAAGGUGUUGUUUGUGCCCCGAUCAGCUAUACACCGAAGUUGAAGA